ACGUGGAAUUGGAAUGUUCCCUAUUCAGGAUUGGUGUAUUUCCGGCGGAUCUAGAAAGGACGCCAUGUUAUUAUCUAUAUAGCGUUUCUCUGCCAUUUUUGUUGCGUCGACGUUAAGUGUGGCCAGGGGCCUCUCUCUCUCAUCAUAGAAUUCAGUCAUCAGGCUUCGUUUGUAUCUGAUAAUAGCGUCAGAAGAGCGCCGGUAUUACGACUGUUCUGACAGACGAUUAAACUUUCGUUCGCAUAUUGGCGUACACAAUAAGUAAGAAAAAGUAUAUACAAAUAUAAGGAAACGGGAACGUUGAACUUUUUUGGCACGGUGAGAGAGUUACGAUUUGGGGAGAGUGAGCUACACGAGAAUCUACGGCAGAGCUACGAAAACUACGCACAGAGGCGGAGUAAUAUGAGUAAUGCAGCCAACCAGAAUGGAUCAGGUCUAGAGCAGCAGUUAGCUGGUCUGGACUUGCAGGGCUCCCGCCAACCAAGCGAGGGUCGCUACGUUCCACCACAUCUACGAAAUAAAUCAGCAAGUAGUACUCAGUCAACCGGUGACCAACAUUCCAAUUCUAAUUCUCGGUCACUGUAUUCUGAUAGAGACAGGGGCGGAGAUCGGGAUAGAGAUCGUGAAAGAGAGAGGGAUAGGGAUAGGGGCCGAGCAGCAGGUCCAGGAUUCAGAGAUACCCGUAGUGGUGGACGCGACGUCGAUUUUGGAAAUUUCGGCAACUUUGGUGGACGCAGUAGACGUGCUCCUAAUCAAGAAAAUGGCAGAGAUUAUAGAUAUGCAGGUUCCGAACGUGAUCGGCCAAUUAGUUCCGGUAAUGAUCGAUGGCAGGAACAACCUAGAAAUGAUCGUUGGCAAGAGAGUAGAAAUGAUCACAGAAUGGGAAGCGGUGGUGGUAGAUGGAAGGACGAUAGGGAAGGUGGUAGAGGAGGAGGAAGAGGAGAAAUCGAUUGGACGAUUCCCACAACCAGAGAUGAGCGAUUGGAGGUGGAACUAUUUGGUACUGGUAAUACUGGUAUCAAUUUUAGUAAAUACGAGGAUAUACCAGUUGAGGCUACUGGCGAUGACAUACCACCACACAUCACAUCGUUUGAUGAAGUCAAGCUGACGGAAAUCAUAAAAAACAGCAUUAGCUUGGCAGGUUAUGAUAAGCCUACACCAGUUCAAAAGUACGCCAUUCCGAUCAUUAUCGGACGGCGCGAUGUGAUGGCCUGUGCCCAAACAGGGUCUGGUAAAACAGCGGCCUUCUUAGUGCCAAUAUUAAAUCAGAUUUAUGAGAGCGGACCCCGUGCGCCACCACCGCAGGGCAGUUCUGGAAGACGUAAGCAAUAUCCAUUAGGUCUUGUUUUAGCACCUACGAGAGAACUUGCUACUCAAAUUUAUGACGAGGCACGCAAGUUUGCGUAUAGAUCGCGCAUGCGACCUGCUGUAGUUUAUGGUGGCUCCAAUAUAGUGGAUCAAAUGCGAGAAUUAGAUCGGGGAUGUCAUUUACUAGUUGCAACUCCUGGUCGUCUUGCUGAUAUGCUUGGCCGUGGUAAAAUUGGCUUAAACAAUUGCAGAUACUUGGUAUUGGAUGAAGCCGAUCGUAUGCUUGACAUGGGUUUUGAACCUCAAAUAAGAAAGAUCGUCGAAGAGGAUACCAUGCCACCAACUGGAGAAAGACAAACGCUCAUGUUCUCUGCUACGUUCCCAAAGGAGAUACAGAUGUUAGCUCGAGACUUUUUAAGCAACUAUAUAUUUUUAGCAGUUGGCCGUGUUGGUUCUACAUCUGAAAAUAUUACACAAAAGAUUGUAUGGGUCGAAGAACAAGAUAAACGUUCAUAUUUACUCGAUCUUUUGCAAGCUAGUAGAUUUUCAGAUCCUUGUGAGUAG
This is a messenger RNA of Polistes dominula (European paper wasp), 1872 nucleotides long. RefSeq names its product ATP-dependent RNA helicase bel (gene bel). Gene Ontology annotation, molecular function: RNA helicase activity; nucleic acid binding; ATP binding. NCBI's taxonomy places the organism in Eukaryota, Metazoa, Arthropoda, Insecta, Hymenoptera, Vespidae. The record is from RefSeq and is a predicted model, not a curated record.